This is a messenger RNA of Metschnikowia bicuspidata var. bicuspidata NRRL YB-4993, 1755 nucleotides long. RefSeq lists its product as uncharacterized. The transcript has a single exon. The record is from RefSeq and is a predicted model, not a curated record. Gene Ontology annotation, molecular function: histone binding; DNA binding. Gene Ontology annotation, cellular component: SWI/SNF complex. The coding region runs from base 1 to 1755 and encodes 584 amino acids. NCBI's taxonomy places the organism in Eukaryota, Fungi, Ascomycota, Pichiomycetes, Serinales, Metschnikowiaceae. Gene Ontology annotation, biological process: positive regulation of DNA-templated transcription.
AUGUCGACGCCCGCAGACCCCGGAAGCAACCCCGGCGCACCGCAGAACGGGCCCCUGCCCAUGCACGUGGACGAGCGCGAGCUCCCUGCCGAAAUCGCGGCCAAAAACGAGCCGCUCAGCGACCAGCAACAGCCGCCGUCGGAAACGGCGUCGGAUUUGCCCUCCGAGCCCGCCAAGGACGAGCCCGAGCACGUGGACUUGGAGAAGGCACGUGCCGAGUUCCAGGAAAAAGCCCGCACGUAUUUGAUCGAGCAGUCGCGCCACGUGGUGGUGCCGUCGUUUGCGCAGUGGUUCGACAUGAACGAGAUCCACGCCAUUGAGCGCAAGCUGUUCCCGGACUUUUUCCCGGAGACGGCGGCGCCAGCGGACGAAGUGCCGGUGCCGGCGUCCGUGUACAAAACCGCGGAGACGUACCGCAACAUGCGCGACUUCAUCAUCAACACGUACCGCAUCAACCCGGUGGAGUACUUGACCGUGACCGCGGUGCGGCGCAACUUGGCUGGCGACGUGGCGUCCGUGAUCCGCGUGCACCGCUUCCUUGAGAAGUGGGGCUUGAUCAACUACCAGAUCGACCCGCGCACCAAGCCCUCGCUCGUGGGCCCGCAGUACACGGGCCACUUCCAGAUCACCUUGGACACGCCCAAGGGCUUGACGCCUUUUGUGCCCGAGGAGGUGGCCGUGAAAACAGCGCCCGAGGCGGCCGUGCUGGCGCCGGCGGCCGCGGCGCCCGCGCCCAAGAGCGAGCCCGAGGACACCGCCACCAUCCCAUUGAACAUCGACAUCACGCGAAACAUCUUUGACGAGGCCUCGGCCGCGAAGACCCCGGCCUCGGUCACGUACCUCUGCAACGAGACCGCCAACGACGUCUCGGACGUGCGCUACCACAACUUGAAGAGCAAGGCGCUGGUGGGCGGCAGCAUCGGGCCCCUGGUCAUCAGCAAGGAGUGCUACGAGCAGGGCCUCUUCCCGCUGAACUUCUCCUCGUCCGACUUUGUCAAGUUGGAGGGCGCCGCGAAGCAGUGCGAGUGGUCGCGCCAGGAGCUCUUGUUGCUCUUGGAGGGCAUCGAGAUGUUCGGCAGCAUCGAGAACAACCCGCAGUCGCUCUUUGUCAACAGCAACGGGCAGUGGGACAAGAUCAGCGAGCACGUGGCGUCCAAGACCAGGGAGGAGUGUUUGGUCAAGUUCUUGCACUUGCCCAUCGAGGACAGGUACUUGCAGAAGUUGGUGCGCGGCGAGGAGAAGGACGGGCUUGACGAGGGUUUCGACAAGGACACGAUCAUCCAGCAGGUGGUGGCCAAGUUGAUCGAGUCGCCCAAGGGCCAGGAGGCGGUUGCCGCCAACGGGCAGAAAAACUUGCAGGAGAGCAUUCUCGAUCAGACCAACUUGGUGAACCAGGUCAUCGGAUUGACCUUGGAGAAGUUCGAGGCCAAGAUGAAGCACAUUGACCAGCUAGAAAAGGACUUGGCGCAGACCGAAACCCUCUUGAACUCGCAGCGCAAGCAGGUGCUCGUGGAGCGCUGGUUGAACUUCGAGAAGUUGAGCCAGUUCAAGCAAAAGAACACAAAUCCCGAGUUGGUGCCCUUGCUCGACGACUUGUUGACGCCUGUCAGCAUGAGCGAGAUCAACGCCAACUUAAACAAAACCCACACCGACGUGGGCGAGACCACCGUCUUGCAGACAAGCGAGGAGUCGAAGGAAGAGACCUUGCCGGUAAGCUUGACCGCGCCCAAGGCGUACCAGUUCUGGUCGGCCUGA